UGACUGAUGAUCCAUGGAUGAGAUGAAACACCCUGUAGCAACGGAAAAGAGAGCACCAGGGACAGAGAAAUCUAGAGAGAGAAAGGGAGGGAGCGUUCGCUGACGACGAUGGCCGCGACAGGGACGUCGCUGGAGGAGAAGAGAGCUUCCCGUUCGCUGAGCCGUCGCCAUCGUCGCGCUCCCACCAACCACUACUAAAACCCACCCCUUCGCUUCGCAUCCAAACAUCCAUCCAUCCUCAGGCGUGCGCAGCAUUUGCGUUCGCGCGCGCACGACGCACUCGCCAUUACUGGCAAUGCCGGACUCCGAUGGCACCAGCAGCCCGGCGCCGCCGAGGAGGGGCGGGAAGGGCGGCGGCGGGAGGCGCCCGGCCUACCGCGGCGUGCGGAUGCGGGCGUGGGGGAAGUGGGUGUCGGAGAUCCGCGAGCCGCGCAAGAAGUCCCGCAUCUGGCUGGGCACCUUCCCGACGGCCGAGAUGGCGGCCCGCGCGCACGACACCGCGGCGCUGGUCGUCAAGGGCCCCGCCGCGGUGCUCAACUUCCCUGAGAUCGCCGCGUCCCUGCCGCGCCCGGCCUCCGCCGCGCCGCGCGACGUGCAGGCCGCGGCCGCGCGCGCCGCCGCCAUGGACGUGCCCGCCGCCGUCGUGGGCGCGGCCGCCGCGGCAGUGCCACCCGCGGCGCCUCAGGAGGCGCCGCCGUCGCCCCACCAGCUGGUUCCUGGCCCGGGACAGGCCCUGGCGGCGGCCGACCCGGACGAGGAGCUCGAGGAGAUCGUGGAGCUGCCGGCCAUCGACGAGGAAGCCCUGGCGGCGGCGGACGACCUGUUCUGGACGACGGCGGCCUCGUUCCACCACGACUCUGCCGCCGCCGACCUGUGGUACGAGCCGGCGGCCGCGUGGAUGCACGCCGCCGGCAGUGCGGCGCACGCCGACGACAUGCCGCUGGUCGUGCCCGGGCUCGCCGCGGACCAGCUCUGGGCGCCGCAGCCGGACGGCAUCGUGUCGUCGGGGCUCGGUGCGCUCCUGUGGAACCUGUAGCGCUCAAUCCAUGUCUCUGAUCACCCCCUUCUCUUUCUAGAACGCUUGUCAAUAGCCCCAGAAAAGCAUUUGCCCGGGCCGACGCCUCAACCGCCCCCGCCAUUGGUGCGCAUGUGACAUGGCUGAUGAACUCCACCGGCAAGCAAGCAUGUGGACGUAUAUAUAUCUCGAUCCCUUUCACCUUUA
This is a messenger RNA of Panicum virgatum (switchgrass), 1222 nucleotides long. Its product is annotated as ethylene-responsive transcription factor ERF039-like. The record is from RefSeq and is a predicted model, not a curated record. Gene Ontology annotation, biological process: regulation of DNA-templated transcription. NCBI's taxonomy places the organism in Eukaryota, Viridiplantae, Streptophyta, Magnoliopsida, Poales, Poaceae. The coding region runs from base 296 to 1036 and encodes 246 amino acids. The transcript has a single exon. Gene Ontology annotation, molecular function: DNA-binding transcription factor activity; DNA binding.